Stereum hirsutum FP-91666 SS1 is the source of this 1452-nucleotide messenger RNA. RefSeq lists its product as uncharacterized. The record is from RefSeq and is a predicted model, not a curated record. Bases 1 to 1452 code for a protein of 483 amino acids. Lineage: Eukaryota; Fungi; Basidiomycota; Agaricomycetes; Russulales; Stereaceae. The transcript has 5 exons.
AUGGGUAUCCUCGGCGAGAAUAUCCAGAUGCUGAGGCUCAGUGUUCCACCGGGGAUAGAUUCGUACAGGAUGGGAGAUGUUCUUCCACACGCCGUUGCCAAUUUCAAGUCCCUCACUACUCUCACUUUAGCCAUACCCGCAGGCGACACCCUCCAUUCUACAUUCAUUAAUACCAUCCUCAACAUCAUCCCAAACAUCCCCAAUCUAAAAGUUCUCAGUCUGCCUGCCAGCGCUCUGAACGGAAAUAUUCUUCAUGAGCUCACAAAUUGUGCCACCCUUUCUGCCACCGACUUCUUCAGCAGAGAGCCUGUCAACUACGACCAACCUAGGGAUAUCCAGAGGAUCCCAAUCCCACCAACGAAGACCAUAGAUACCCUCCAAUCUGCUCUCAAUGCCAUGAUUCAUGCUGGUCACACAUCCGUCGUCUAUGCCCACAUCACAUCCAAGACUCCUCGCUAUUUCCCGUUGUGGGAGUUCCUCUACUGGUCCAAGGGCUGUAAACGAAGGUCUGGGAGAGAUCAAAAGGUCAGCACGGUGUUGAAUAUCAAUAAGAACCACUGGGUCGCGGUUGUUCUGGACUUUGAGCACUCGGAAUUCUUUUAUGGCAAUCCUCUCAGCUGGGCUGCUGGUGACGAGGUUGUAGAGGUGAUUGAUUGGUGGAUCAUCCAUUACCCCGGCCUUCAGUUCGUGCAGAAGAAGCUGAAAAUGAUAGAGCAGCCCGAUUGGCACAACUGCAGAAUGCUGGUGAACAACGCACUGGGUCACUACUUCCUACCCAAAAUGUAUCCGCUCAUGAAGAAGGACCGACUCGACGAGGAGCACCUUCGGACACUGUUGAAAAGCUUUGAUGCCAAGGCCCAAAGGUAUCAGUUCACAUUCGGGUCGUCACUCGAAGACUACCUCACGCACUGUAAGGACGACUCAGGUUCUAUAUCGGGGAGUAGUGUCGAGGUCAUGGAGGACACCAAACAUCUCCAAUCUGCCCUCGCACUACCGGCUGGGCUGAACCACGAGCCAGAGACUUUGUCAAUCAUAUCACAAGGGGACAACCAGGCAAGCAUGAGCUCUCCGCACCAGUUGAGCCUCUUUGGCACUCCUGCACCAUCUAUCUCUAUGUCCCCCAUCCCGUCUGUUGUACAUUCACCCACACCAGCCAGUACAAGACGAUCCUCUCCCUCAGCUUCCGAAUUUACCAAAUCCUCAGUUGGCCCAAAGACCAAGCUCUUAAAGAGAGCAUUUAGCCGUGUGCUCUCGUCAGGAUCACAGAGGGCUGGUGACACCAACAAUGCGCUCGCCAGCUCGUCAACCGCCGGUGGUCUUCAUACACCACUUUGUUCAUCCACACCUUCUCAAAACCUCCGCAGCUGUGGCCCACCUCUUAAUUCUACCUCACCGUACAUGUCAUCGGACAAGUCUCUCCUCACAAACAUCUCUGCAAGCAUGGAGAAGUGA